UCCGCGUUGGUUCGUUGUCAACAGUACAGCGGUGAUUGUUGUCGUGUUAGCGCGUUGCUCCUCGAGUUCAGUGAGUGUUGUUUUCAUACAUAUGUACAUACACACACAUACAAAUAGCACGGUCGUUGCUGUUGGUGACAGGUGCGCGUGUGUAAGCAACAAAUAAAAUAUUGAAAAGGUGAAAAAUAUAAUCAAAAAGCCGAAAUAAAUGUCAAACAAUAGUGCGGAAGAGUCGCGUAAUUCUUAAAGAUUUAUUGUUUUUGUCAUUUUUAAAAAGUUUUGUAAGGAAUAUUAUUGUUUCAUAUUUUGUUUGUUUUGUGGCAAUUUUUUUGCGGCGUCGUGCAGUGAACUGUGUGUGAAAGCAAAGCGGAGCGGCAGUCGUCAAAAAGUAGUUAAUCGGUCGGUGCGCUGCGGCAAUCAGUCAGUCAGCGUGUUGUUGUUGUAGUGUAAACAAAAAAUCGUGCGUUCUUGAAAGAAGUUCGAGAAAUUUGCAUAAAAAGUUGUGAAUAUUAUUGUUGUUAUUGCAUUGGCAAGCGAAGCGCAUAGCGCGCGUGUUAAGUGUGUGACGAGCGAAAAGCGAAAAGAAGAGAAAAUAACGAAAUUACUUUCAUAAAGUGCCGUAAAGCACAGCCGAUUGGCAUAUUCUUCAGCUGGCCUGCGACGCGAAUUUGUGGGAGAAAACGUGCGAAGCUGCUGGCGGAAAAGCGGUUCAAAACAAAACGCUCAAUAAAUUUAAAAAUAAAGUACAACCCACAAACGGCAAUUUCUGAAAGUGUAUUGGCUUAUGUCUAGCUGUCGAAAACCGUUAUAGUAAAAAAAUUUCACUUCAUAUAAUUAUAUGGCAAAAAUUUUCCGUAGAAGCAGAAAAAGCAAAAAAGCAAAUCUCAGAAGACUAAUAAAAUCGUGAUUUUGGAAAAAAAAGUAAGCAACGGUUAUAAAAGUGAAAUAGCAAAGUAAAAUAUGUGCAUAAUACACACACAUAUCUGUAACUCAACGAAAUCAAUGCGAGACUAGCUACACGCCACCAAGGAGAAACCUGUCAUUCGACGCACAACAACAACAACAGCCUCAUUAACAUACCGGAUUCGGUGUCAAAACUAAGCGGAAUAUACAUGCAAUCAAGAGAGUAGCAGAAGAUUUAAUGGCAUAAAGCUACAAGAAACCAAGCAAGAAAACAACUAAAACAAAAACAGCAAAAAUUUAAGUCAAUAAGUUUCACUUUCUUGCGACUGAUCGACAGUUUCGAAUCAAUUUCGACUUGGCAACACGAAGGUGAACUCAACAGCCUCCCGCGGCGCGUAGCUACGCGCAUAACCAACUAAUUAUUGCCAUACAAAAUUAAUUUGCGCUUAACGAUAACCAUCAACUUGCAACUAAGAACAGUUAGAUGUUCGGUUUAGAUUUUACACGAAAUAUGCAUCAAUUUGGGAUAACGUAUGAUGUACUGUUAUUCAUUGGAUUGUAAACGAACGGUGCUUCGUCUAUUGAAAGGAGAAAGAUAAAUAACAUCAAGAACAAAAACAACAACAAAGGAAACAAACGAAGCAGCAGCGCUGAAAUGAAAAUAAAAUUCUAUAUGGGAAGCACUAAGGAAACGACAUAAAAGUAAACAAAAUAUAAGAGCCUUUUCACCAGCUCGAGCAACAGAACGUGCCUGCGAAGAGAGAGCGGGAUUGUGAUGAGCCAAACUGAAGGCCAUAGACACAAGCACACAUACGUAUGGACUAAUGCGAUGAACCGAGAACGACAAUGCGGUUAAGGUCAACACAGUAAAAGCGCAAAAGAAAGGAAUAAAUAAAAGCGGAACACAACAAAACCAACUAGUGCAUAACGGUGAAAAGGCAAUAAAUACAAAUGAAAAGCGUGUGCGAAGAAACAGAGCAGAGACAGAAAGAUAGUCCUUGCAGUUUGUGAUUUUCGCGCAUAUUUUUUGUGAGCACUUGCGAAAGCAACGGUAAAAGACGCACGAAGAAGCGUACGAAUCAGUAAGAAAAACAAAAAAGUGAGAAGAGAAAAUAUUAUGCUGUUGGGAAAGAAUAGUUGAAUGAGAGAGCAGCGCAAGGUAAAUACAGCUAAUGCCAUUGACGUGGAAAACUGCAAACGUAAACAAAAUUUUAAGUGCGACGGGAAAGUUUUAGUGGCCAGUUCAAGCGAAGCGACCAUCGAGCGGAAGGAAGUAAGCGUAAACGGAGCACCAUAGAAGCAAGAAAAAACGCUGAAAAAAACAAAAAAAAAAUAGUUUAUGCAAAAUAACAAAGCUAAAAGCUGAAAAAGUUUGCAAAAAUUGUUUAUAAAAAAAUUAAAAAAAUUUAUGUCUAAAAAAAAAAUUAUAAAAAAAAAUUAAAACGGGAAUUGAAAAAAGACCCACGUUAAAACCCACUAAAAGCGUGCCGCAACACAUUUUAUAUUUUUCCUAACAAAAGUAAUCAGCAAAACAUAUCAAUAGCAUUUAAAUUAAGAAAUAAAAAUUUUGAAGCAUAUCUGCAGGCGCAAGCGUCUAUAAUAACAAGCGGUAAAGACACAGAGCGCUGCUUCAACUAAGAAAAACAGAAAUCACAACAGUGAAAGGAGAAAAGGAAUCACAACGACAAUAACAACUAACACUAACGCAUUUACUAAGCCAAACAACGACGCUGGACGCCCCACGGUAUGCUAACAAAUUGCGCAAAUAAAUAAACACACAUACACAAACAGCAAAUCGUAACGCAGCAAGUCGCAAGGUAAACGAAAAUCGGCGCUACGCAAUCAGCUAAAGCGACAAAGCAUAAAUUACAACUAAUUGAGGCAUACAUUUAGGCGCAUAAUAAACAAAUCUCAGCACAGUACUAGCGCAGUGACGUGACGCGCGGGCACACAACGCAAAUAACUCAUUUUUGCUGCAGAAGAAGAGCAACCAACAGCGCCGGCGAGUAAUUGCAAGAGUGUGGCAACCGUAGGGUCCAUGCAUUUAGAUGAAAUAUUGGCAAUAGCGACGCGUAAAAUAUUGAAAAGCAACAACUACUAGUCAACGCACAACACAAACACAAUCAAAACGCGCAAAUAAAGUUAGACGCAACGCACACAAACACACGAAAUGGCGUUCAUUUGGCGACGACGCUCCGCGUCCAUUGUGAAAAUCGUGGCCGUGCUCACCGCCAUCUGGUUCACAGUGGCGUUCUUCAUCUACCACGAUGAUGCGGCACAGGGUAGCGGCAGCAACAAAUGGAACGGCAUGUCGCUGGCGCUGAAAAGUGUCGCCGGUGGUGGUGGUGGCGGUGCGCCGCCUAACGCGCUCGACGCUGAGCAGGGCAUUUAUGAAGCCGGUGGCGGUUUUGGCGUUGAACGUGGCGGCGUGGCAGCGGACGAUGGUGGCGCCUACGUGGAGGGUGGUCGACGCGAACAGCGACGCGGUGUAGGCGAUGUGCCGCCACUCGAGCACAAUCAGCUGCUGGCAAAUGAAGAUAUUGCCCGACGGGCGGCUGGUGACGAUGCAGCCGACGCGAAUGUGGGCAAUUUCGCGCCAGAUCUUAAUGUGGGCGAUGAAUCAGUGCAGAAUAAUGUGGUGGUGGCGGCGCAACCAAACGAGCGCGUCUAUCGUGGCAAAUUGAUUGCGGGCAAUAAACCCAGCAGGAGCGCCAUCAAAAAGGUGCCCGAAGAUGAUGACAAAGGCGUACUCGUACCGCCAUCUCCGCCGAAGGAUGCGCCCGGUGAAAUGGGUAAACCAGUUGUUUUACCUACCAACAUGACUGUAGAAAUGAAGAAGGCCGUCGAUGAUGGCUGGACGAACAAUGCAUUUAAUCAAUAUGUAUCCGAUAUGAUAUCUGUGCAUCGAACAUUGCCAGAUCCACGAGAUGCAUGGUGCAAGGAGCCAAAUCGCUAUUUGGAAAAUCUGCCCGCCACCGAUGUCAUCAUCUGCUUCCACAAUGAGGCGUGGUCGGUGCUGUUGCGUACAGUGCACUCCGUGUUGGAUCGCUCGCCGCCGCAUUUGAUUAACGAAAUUAUACUGGUCGACGAUUUCUCCGAUAUGCCACACACCAAGCAACAGCUGGAAGACUACUUCAGCGCCUACCCGAAGGUGAAGAUAUUGCGCGCCCCCAGCCGUGAGGGUCUGAUACGAGCGCGUCUGCUGGGCGCACGCCACGCCACCGCGCCGGUGAUAACGUACUUGGAUUCGCACUGCGAGUGCACCGAAGGCUGGCUUGAGCCACUGCUCGAUCGCAUCGCUCGCAACAGCACCACUGUGGUUUGUCCGGUCAUCGAUGUCAUUGAUGAUACAACAUUGGAAUUCCACUACCGUGACUCGGGCGGCGUAAAUGUGGGCGGUUUUGAUUGGAAUUUACAAUUUAAUUGGCAUGCAGUGCCGGAACGUGAACGCAAGCGACACAAGAACUCCGCUGAACCGGUCUACUCACCCACCAUGGCUGGCGGUCUGUUCUCCAUUGAUCGUAAAUUCUUCGAACGUCUUGGCACGUAUGAUUCGGGUUUCGAUAUUUGGGGUGGUGAGAAUUUGGAAUUGUCUUUCAAAACAUGGAUGUGCGGUGGCACACUGGAGAUUAUACCAUGCUCACAUGUGGGGCAUAUAUUCCGCAAGCGUUCACCAUAUAAGUGGCGCUCUGGUGUGAAUGUGUUGAAGAAGAACUCGGUGCGUUUGGCUGAAGUCUGGCUGGAUGACUAUGCGAAAUACUAUUACCAGCGCAUUGGCCAGGACAAGGGUGACUAUGGCGAUGUGAGCGCACGUAGAGAGCUCAGACGCAACCUUGGCUGCCAGAGCUUCAAAUGGUAUCUCGACAAUGUCUACCCAGAGCUCUUCAUACCUGGCGAUUCAGUGGCGAAUGGCGAGAUAAGAAAUCUAGGCGUUGGCGGUCGCACAUGCUUGGACUCCCCGGCGGGCAAGCGGAACUUGAAGAAGCCAGUCGGACUGUAUCCCUGCCACAGGCAAGGCGGCAAUCAGUAUUGGAUGCUGAGCAAAGGCGGUGAAAUACGACGCGAUGAGGCCUGUCUCGAUUAUGCUGGCAACGAUGUGGUUCUGUAUCCAUGUCACGGCUCCAAAGGAAAUCAGUUCUGGAAGUAUAAUCAGCAGAAGCGUCAAAUACGACACGGUUCAUCAGACAAGUGUCUGGCCAUAUCGGAGAAGAAGGACAAAGUGGUCAUGGAGGAGUGUGAUUCGAAUCAACUGCGACAACAAUGGAAGCUCGAAAAUUACGAUCCAUCGAAAUUGUGAGGUUACUUUUAUGCCAACGGCACAGUUUUAUUGCCGACGCACAAGCGACGAAAAUAGCAUAAAUUACGCACAGGAAAUGCACAACAAAAACAGCAACAA
Messenger RNA from Bactrocera neohumeralis, 5299 nucleotides. RefSeq names its product putative polypeptide N-acetylgalactosaminyltransferase 9. The transcript is spliced from 15 exons. Gene Ontology annotation, cellular component: Golgi apparatus. NCBI's taxonomy places the organism in Eukaryota, Metazoa, Arthropoda, Insecta, Diptera, Tephritidae. The coding region runs from base 3074 to 5200 and encodes 708 amino acids. The record is from RefSeq and is a predicted model, not a curated record.